CUCUUCUGCGCAUGCGCUGGCGUUGUGUGUGUCCGUCUGCAGCUCUACUGUUUUUUUUUUCUAUUUUAUCCAGUUUUUAAUCCAGAAUUUAACGCCACACUUUUAGACCCUGCCUGUCCUGCACCUGUUUUAACAAGGUGAAACAGCUGAAACGUGAAGUUUGGUGUGAAGGGGGACGUGAAGUAACGAACAGCCUGCUGUUGAAAGAGUUCAACUGCACAUUAAAAAUGAGCCGCCCGGACCCGAGAGCAGAGGGAAAUAAAUCACAUUUUCCCCACAUUAAAACGUCUCCAUCCAGGAACAACUUCAUAGAAAGGCUGCCGCAUGAGAUCCUGGUGAAGAUUUUCUCGUACCUGGAUGCCACCUCGCUGUCUUACAUCAGCCACGUCAGCAAGCUGUUCUCUGAGCUCUCCAAGGAUGAUGUCAUAUGGCGUGGGAUUUACAUGUCAGAGUUUGGGUGUCGAAUGUGGAAUCUGAAGCCAGCAGCACCGAGGGUGGACCCAGCGGAGGUGGAGGGUUGCUCGACGGGCCACUGGAAGGAGAAAUACUUCAGGACUGUGAAUGCGACGGAAAUGAACAUGUGGAGGAGAGAGAUGAUAAAUGUUCGGCCCUUCACUGGGUUACCGUGGAGGACAGACGGGUUCCUCAGGGAACUGCAUGUGAGCUGGGAACUGACGGUGUGUGAUCGGCGGGGGCAGGAGGUCACGAUGAAGCAGAGCAAAGCGUUGUUCUUCCAGUCCUCUGUGAUCGUCCGCUGGAGUGAAGGAAGGUUCCCUAAAUACCAUCACAUCAGAGACAUGAAGCUGUACGGAGUCAGGAAGGAGACGCUAAAGACCAGGCCCGGCUGGCGCUCUCUGAUCUUAAAGCUCGACAUGAGGACUCGGCCCCCUCGGUUCAUUGACAGAGACAAAGCAGUCAAAGUGAUGCAUCACCAGCCAGGCUUCAUCGUAGGCGUCUGGAGGGUUGACGGCAGCGUGGCCUUCAUCAUGGUCAGCCUGCACCUCCACAGGCUGGUGGAGAGGAGUCUGCUGGGAUCUCCAGUCUGCCCGUUCUCUGAGCCUGACGACCCUCCACAUGUGGAUAACUCCGACCCUGAGUUUGGUCUGCACGGCUACAGUCUGCACGCCCUCCUGCACAAACCCGGCGCUGAGAUCAUGUCAGAAAACUUCGGCAAUCUGUCCUUUAACACGGGUCGUAUCCAGCGUGGACUGUUGGAGAUGAGGGUCAUCAACACCACCGACUUGUUCCAUCACAGGCCGCUGUCUGGGAACAUCACACUGCCCUGGGUGAGCGGCGCAGUGGAGGGCUCAGUGGAGAAAUGCUGCAUCAUGACGUUGACUCUGCUGGACGAGUUCCAGAAACCCUUCUGGUGCCUCAGCUCGCCCAUCGUCAUCACGCCGGCAGAGAGGCGGCUGUCGUUUGACUAUGACGGCGAGCACUUUGUGAUGGUGCUCUACCGCACAGACGGCAGGGUGGAGUUAAAGCUGGUGUGGUUAAAGGAGAAGAGGCAGUUUUUUCUUAUUGGCUUCAACCUUUUUAUUCCUGUUCAUAGAGUUAACAAACGUUUCAGCUCUGCCUUCUGAAGUUCAGUUUGAGUUCACGCUUUUAUUUCUAAUUCAGUUUCCUUGGUUUCAAUCAGCAUUCCAUCAGUUGUUUGUUCAUGUGUUUAUUUUAUAAAAAUAUUGAGUAAAAAAAAAAAAAA
Epinephelus lanceolatus (giant grouper) is the source of this 1702-nucleotide messenger RNA. RefSeq names its product F-box only protein 15-like. NCBI's taxonomy places the organism in Eukaryota, Metazoa, Chordata, Actinopteri, Perciformes, Serranidae. Gene Ontology annotation, cellular component: SCF ubiquitin ligase complex. Gene Ontology annotation, molecular function: protein binding. The record is from RefSeq and is a predicted model, not a curated record.